CAGGUGCUUCCGUGACCUUUACUAGAUCGUCGGUCCACUGAGUGGGAGAACUGCCUACACCGUGUCAUUCCAGCAGAAUAGAUAGACGAUAGCAAGUAAUGUCAAAACUGACCCUGGACGGCUUUUUUUCAUACUGCAAGCAAAUAGCUGAGCACAUACAGUUGGGUGAGAGGAUGGCGUCCCUGUCCGGCCAGAGCACUCCCAAGCUGACCUCCUCCGUCGGCAACCUCUACUAUGACUCGAUCCUGCCGUACCGCGAGGACGCCAACACGCAGACGCGCGAGUUCCUGGCGCGCGUCGUGGACGUGCUGCUCGACUACGUGCAGCAGGUCAACGACCGCAACGAGAAGAUCCUAGAGUUCAAGAUGCCGGAGGAGAUGCUGAAGAUCCUGGACCUGCAGCUGCAUGAAGAGCCGCUGCCGCUGAAGCAGCUGCUCGAAGACUGCAAGAUGGCGCUCAAGCACCAGGUCAAGACAGGCCACCCCCACUUCUUCAACCAGCUAUCCUGCGGGCUGGACAUCAUUUCCCUGGCCGGCGAGUGGCUGACAGCCGCUGCCAACACCAAUAUGUUCACGUACGAAAUCGCGCCGGUCUUCAUAUUGAUGGAGAAUGUGGUGCUCCAGAAAAUGCGGGACAUGAUCGGCUGGAAGACUGGCGACUCUAUCCUGGCCCCAGGUGGUUCCGUGUCAAACCUGUACGCGUUCCUGGCGGCGCGCCACCACAAGUUCCCGCAGUACAAGGAGAAGGGGCUCACCAGCAUCCCUGGACACCUCGUCAUGUUCACCUCGGACCAGUGCCACUACUCCGUGAAGUCCUGCGCCUCGGUCUGCGGCCUCGGCACGGACUACUGCAUCAGCGUGCCCUCGGACGAGCGCGGCCGCAUGAUACCCUCGGAGCUUGAACGGAUGGUGCGCUACCACAAGGACCGCGGGAAUGUGCCGUUCUUCGUGAACGCGACGUCGGGCACGACGGUGCUGGGUGCGUUCGACCCGCUCAUGGACAUCGCGGAUAUCUGCCAGAAGUACGACAUGUGGAUGCACGUCGAUGCCGCCUGGGGAGGUGGUCUGCUGUUCUCCAAGAAAUACCGCCAUCCCCGCCUCACUGGCAUUGAGAGGGCCGACUCCGUGACUUGGAACCCUCACAAGCUGAUGGGCACCCUGCUGCAGUGCUCCACUGUGCACUUCAAGUACGAGGGCAUCUUACUGAGCUGCAACGCCAUGUCUGCUGAAUACCUGUUCAUGACGGACAAGAUCUAUGACCCUCGCUACGACACUGGAGACAAGGUCAUCCAGUGCGGCCGUCACAACGACAUCUUCAAGCUGUGGCUGCAGUGGAGAGGCAAGGGCACCUCCGGCUUCGAACGCCUCAUGGAUCGCAUCAUGGAGCUGGCGGAGUACAUGGUGCGCCGGAUCAAGGAGCAGCCGGACCGCUUCCACCUCAUCCUGGAGCCCGAGAUGGUCAACGUGUCCUUCUGGUACCUGCCGAAGCAGCUACGUGGCAUCCCUCAUGAUAAGAACAAGGAAAUCCUUUUGGGGAAGGUGUGCGCCAAGCUCAAAGGUAAGAUGAUGCAGGCCGGCACCAUCAUGGUGGGCUACCAGCCCGACGACCGCCGUCCGAACUUCUUCCGGAACAUCAUAUCCUCGGCCGCCGUCACUGAGAAGGACGUGGACUUCCUGCUGUCCGAGAUGGACAGGCUCGGACAGGACAUCGUGGUGGAUUAAGCAGUUUGAGGUGGUUACGUGGCGUGGUGUUGGGGUUUGAGAUUUGAGAUAAAAAAGUAAAAGUAAGUAUUUUAUUUGCCAACAAAAGGAUUACAAAAUUAGUCUAUUUUUCAGGCGGCUGCUGCACUAAGCUGUGCUUGUGUCGCGGCAGCCAAUGUAUAGGAUGCAGGUGUAAGAUGCAGGAAAAGUUUAGCCCUUCAAGUACCGAAUAGAAAAUAAUUGUUACCGCGGUCUCAUGCGAACACUUAGGUUGCACGAGAUAUAAAAAUUCUAAUGGUUUGAGGCGGUAGCUUAGAGCCAUGAGCAAGUAAAUUUUACUUCUUCCGAUUUGAUUUUAAAGUUUAAUCAACUUAACUGGAUGUAGG
Messenger RNA from Ostrinia furnacalis (Asian corn borer), 2086 nucleotides. RefSeq names its product glutamate decarboxylase (gene Gad1). Gene Ontology annotation, cellular component: cytoplasm. The record is from RefSeq and is a predicted model, not a curated record. Lineage: Eukaryota; Metazoa; Arthropoda; Insecta; Lepidoptera; Crambidae. The coding region runs from base 99 to 1721 and encodes 540 amino acids. Gene Ontology annotation, molecular function: pyridoxal phosphate binding; glutamate decarboxylase activity. Gene Ontology annotation, biological process: GABA biosynthetic process. The transcript has 14 exons.